Rotaria sp. Silwood2 is the source of this 1092-nucleotide messenger RNA. Lineage: Eukaryota; Metazoa; Rotifera; Eurotatoria; Philodinida; Philodinidae. The record is from the annotation of a GenBank genome assembly.
AUGCUUGAACCGCCGUGUUCAUCUUUCGUUUUUUUAAUUUUAUGGAUCAAUGAAGUAGGUAAAGUACGUCUCGAUUUGAUUUCAUCUCAAUUUUCUGACUCGAAUAUUAAUUCGAAUAAACGAAAAUGUAAAACAAAACGUCACUAUUUUAUCACCGAUCAAUCAUCGUCCCCAAUUAAAAUCAAUAGUGAUAGUCUUGUAUUACUCACAGCGUUAAUCUCUGAAGCACAGGUUAAUUAAGAGGCACUUAGCAUAUGUCUACAAUACUCUCAAACGUGUGAUAGUAUAUCCAAAUUCGCGUGCUGGAUGUCGCGUAUUUCCUCGCCGAAAGUGAACUUUACUAUUGCACAAUUCUUAAUAACAGUCAACAAAUUAUCCAUGCUACAGAAUAUUAAGGAUAAUGUAACUCAAAAUGGUUUACGUUUUCUUCAGCACCACAAAUUGUUGAACUGCCAACAAAUAUAUCAACCUCAUCAAACACCACUAGUCUUCCGAAAGGACCGAUUGAACAAAGUGUUCUUAAUGCCUAUAAAUACGUCAUCAAACUUUUAACACCAUUGAAAAUCAAACACUUUUUACGAAAUGGACGAAUGAUAUCUGUCCAGGAGCUAAGCAGAAACUUUGCCUGUCAACUCGAACAAUCAAAGUUGAACGAGUUAGAUAACACAGAUAGUACAACUGCAGAUGAGUCAGACUUCGAAUCUGAUGAUGCAAUGAACAACCAUGUGGCCGACAGUGAUACUGAUAGUGACAGUAGUAACGAAGAAGCUGAGGAAAACAUUCUUACUGCCAAUAAUAUCAAUAAAUCUACUUAUCCGGGACUACGUUUGACCGGCAAUGUGAAAGAAUCACUGGCUCAAACGUACUUCGAAAUUGCUAUCAAUGACACGAAAAAGUAUCUUCUCAAGCAAACAGCCUGUUGUCUUUUGAAAAAAAGAAAAAUGCUCAUUGUCCGCAGAUUGAUUGUUACAAUUCAAAACUGAUUAACGUAGCUUUUAUCUUCAACUAUUUCUAUUUUCAUAACGAAUAAGAGAUUAUUAAAGGUCUCACAGUCUAGCUUUACUCUGGUUUACUACAACAUUCUUUCUCUGA